CUUGGAAUAUACAAAUAAGAACAGAGAAACAUUUAAAAAAUCUAAUUGAUUAUAGACGUCAAUCACACCAACAAAAUGCCUUUUCAGCAAACCUAGAACCUGUUCUUGUGCAUGUGGAAGUGCUUGCCUGGGAGAAAGAACCGGCUUCACCAGCCCCCGGGCCUGUGCCAGAGGCCAGAGGGAGCAAGGUUGGCCAGGCGGCCGUCCAAGGACGAGACGGGCCUGCCGCCGCCCACUGGUGGAAGAGCAUGGCGGGGCCCAGCCGGGUCUUGGCUCUGCAGGACCUGAGGGACCCGAGGAGGCAGAGGGACUGGAGGCAGAGCAGGAGGACAGCCCUGGGACUGAGGCCUCGGCAUUCCCUGGCCCCCGCCGGAUUUCCUGGGCUGCUGUUUGGGGCUGGCUAAUAAUUAACAGGAAACACACAGGAACGCACACACCUUCGGGGACUGAGGGCCUGUGGCGGUCGGAGGCCACCUCUGUGUUGUGUUUACAGCCUGGCCUGUGACGUGACAGAAGCACUUCGUGAGGAACUUCCUGCUGACUGCUCAGGUUGGGUCAGGAUUCUCUGGUGGCCAGACAGAAGUUGUUCCUGUGCUUGUGUGGAGAGAGGACGGAGGCCAAGAAACCUUUUGGAAACAGAGAACCUUUCCUGAAGCCCUGAAGAGAAGACCUACCUGCCAGAGGGGGAGGCCGAACAUGCGGAGAUGGAGGGCCGCUGGAGAGGCAACCUGGCCGUGCUGGUUGUCCUGGCUGGGCUAGCAGCUUCUGGAUCCAGCUACCAAAUCAUAGAAGGACCCAAGAAUGCAACGGUGCAGGUGGGCUGGGAGGCUCGCUUCAACUGCACCGUCUCCGAGGGCUGGAGGCUCAUCAUGUGGUCUCUGAACAGCACGGUGGUCCUGAGCAUUACGCCCAAGGAGCCCAUCAUCACCAACGACCGCUUUACCUCCGCGAGUUAUGAAGAGGGCAGUAACUUCAUCUCUGAGAUGAUAAUCCACGACGUGCAGCUCAGCGACGCAGGGCGUAUCAAGUGCAGCCUCCAGAACAGUGACCGGGAGGGGUCAGCGUUCCUUUCCGUCCAAGUGGUGGGGAAGUUGACCAUUCCCAAUAACAGUCUUGUAGUCGCUGAGGAUGAACCUUGUAAUGUGACUUGCGAUGCUGUGGGCUGGAUCCCACUCCCAGCUCUCUCCUGGGAGAUCGGUGUUCCAGUGAGGCAUUCAAGCUAUUACUCCAUUUUGGAUCCCAACAACCUUCAAAACGCAGUGAGCGUCCUGACCCUGACGCCACAGGACAAUGGGACUUUGACCUGCGUGGCUACCAUGAGGGGGCUGCAGGACCCCAAGUCUGUAACUGUGAACCUUACUGUGCUUCCAUCUCCCUUGGGCGAUAAUGAUGAGCCAGGUGCACCCCUGCCCACCUGGGCCAUCGUCCUGCUCGCAGUCUCGUUUUCCUUGCUUUUCAUCCUGAUCAUUGUUCUGAUUAUAAUAUUCUGCUGCUGUUGUGUCUCCGGGAAAGAGAAGAAAGAAUCUGAUUAUCAAAGUGAAAUAAGGAAAUCUGCAAAUGUGAACACCAACAAAGAAACUUUUGAGACAAAGUUAAAAAGCGGAAAUGAAAACUAUGGAUACAGUUCAGAUGAGCCAAAGACCAUAAGUGAUUGGACAGGUGGGGCAGUAGAAAGACCUCGAAGGGAGAAUUUUGGGGAGAAGGGCUGGCUAACCAAACACCAGCUUCGCAAGGCAGAGGCGGCUUCUCUCCCUCCAAAGUCUUAUGAACCCAGUGUUCCAGAAAAACACAGCAGUGGGCAACCUCGUCAGGAGCCUGAUCACCAUCAGCCCAGCUCAGCAAGUCGCCCACAUGUCACCUUUUAUAUGGCCAGUCCUAAGAAGGUCAGGAAUGUGACGUUAGUAUAGUAAAGUCCGUUGGACACCAUGUUGCACUUCGUUGGUGACUUACGUUGUGACGAUGUCAACAUUCCUCUCCGUUAUCCUAAGUCUGGGCUCCAGCAAUGUCAGCUUGCCUGGGAGAAGCCAUGCUGGAACCAUCAGAAUGGAUAUUGUACAGCCAGAGAAGGAAUUGAUUUUCCAAGCCUACAAAGUAGAACCGACCUGUUCGUGUGUUUCAAGAUUUCGGUGAAUUCCAUCAAGCUGUUAAGUAAAAGCUGCGAAUUCUUCAUGAUGUUUCUCAUCACUGCACACUCCUGUUUGCUAACCCCAAAAGUCUAGAAGCUACCAUACUUUUAAAAUGUUUGAUUAUCUUAAAUCAUAUGAAGAUUAUAUUUAUGUAUGUUUACUAUAUGGGCAUUAUUGUGUAUUAACAGUGAAAAAUAAAGAGGAUAAAUAUUAGGAUCCAUCAGACAUCUAAAAUUGCCUGGAAAAACCAGAACUCAUUGGUUAAAAAUAAGAUUAAAUUCUACAGCUGGUGUUCACCUGGCUAAAUAUCUCAUCAAUGGGUAUUUACAUGAAGACACUCAUUUUUAUCUGAUCCCUUAUCAGGCUCACUCUUAUGGAUUAGGCUUCGUAUGGGGUGUACUUCACAUACCACAAAUGCCGUGACAAAACUGGAAAUGGGUAAUGUGUUCUUUAUAAAUAAAAGAGAAAACACCAAAAAGCUUA
Molecule: messenger RNA, 2609 nt
Organism: Hipposideros armiger (great roundleaf bat)
Lineage: Eukaryota; Metazoa; Chordata; Mammalia; Chiroptera; Hipposideridae
Gene: IGSF5
Product: immunoglobulin superfamily member 5
Exons: 10
Coding region: 705-1907 (400 amino acids)
Biological process (GO): cell-cell adhesion
Cellular component (GO): cell surface; bicellular tight junction
Source: RefSeq, a predicted model, not a curated record